CCAGUUCCACAGGCGUUUCUAAAUCAUUCAGGGACGCCCUGAUACAAAAACGCCCCGCAGUCGGUUCGACUUCUAGCUACCGAAUUAGCAAGGCUAGCUAGCUCAGCCACUAAGAGCGGACAUGUUGAGCCGGCCCCUCCGUGAUUGAACACCACUUUACUAAGAAUUCGGCUGCUUGGGCAAAGAGUCGGCUAUUCGGGCAAUCAUGGACGCCGUCAAUGCAUUUAAUCAUGAGUUAUUCUCAUUGAUGGACACGAAGCCCCCGAUCUCUCGAGCGAAGAUGAUCUCCAUUACUAAAUCAGCCAUUAAAGCAAUGAAAUUGUAUAAGCAUGUUGUCCAGAUUGUUGAGAAGUUUAUCAAAAAGUGUAAACCAGAGUACAAGGUGGCAGGCCUGUAUGUGGUGGACUCCAUCGUCAGACAGUCUCGACACCAGUUUGGAACCGACAAGGAUGUGUUCGGCCCAAGGUUCACCAAGAACAUCACCGGAACCUUCCAGAACCUCUGUCUUUGUCCUGUGGAGGACAGGAGUAAGAUAGUCCGCGUGCUCAACCUGUGGCAGAAAAAUGGGGUGUUUAAGAUUGAAGUCAUCCAACCUCUGUUAGACAUGGCUGCCGGGUCCGGCAGCUCUGCGGCCUUCACCGACAUGGACGACCCCGACACAGGUUCGCCCCCGUCGCCAGAGAAGGAGUCUGUUGCCGCGGUAACGACUAACUCCAUUGUCGCCGCUGUUCCUCAGCUGCAAAACUCUGAUGCCUUUGCUGCUGUGGCACAGCUGUUUCAGUCUUCACAAGGACAACAGCUCCAGCAGAUGCUUCAGACCUUCCAGCAGCAGCCGGGAAAGCUCCAGACACACGCGCAGCCUCCGGCCAACCUCCACCACUCACAAGCCCAGGCCCAGACACAUCCCCACCUCCAGCCCCAGAACCUCACCCCUGGCCUGGGCACGGUGGCUCCGCAUCUCCCCCUCCCCACCCAGCCCAUCCAGCAGAAGACUGCUUUUGACAAGGUUGCUACGUUGCUGGACCGCUUUGACUACGACGACGAGCCAGAAGGCGGAGAGGACUCCAAGAAGGAUGAGACCUCCUCGAUCCAGUCCUUUGGACAGCAACCUCCAGGGUUCCCUCAGCACAUGGAACACUUUCAGCCACACAUGAUGGGCAUGUCACAAGACCCUUCACAGCAAGUGUCCCUCCCUCCUAACGGGCAGCUCCAGGGCUACGGGCUGAUGCCGGGGCAGGCCUACCCAGGAAUGAUGCCUCCUCUGGGGCAGGCUCACCCUGGCCAGUCCCUUCCUGGCUCGGUGGGUCCUCCAGGCUUCCCAGGAGGCUACCCCCAUCACAACGAGGCCUUCAGCCAGCAAAUGGGCCAGCCGCAUCAGGAUAUGUGCAUGGAUCUGGACCCCGCGUCCAUGAGAGAGGCCCGCCAGCGCCCCGACGGCAGGAGAUCGCGCACUGGAUCCAAGUCGCCCAAGAGGAGGAGGUCACGGUCCAACUCGCGCACGCGGCGCUCCCGCCACCGGCGCUCGCGCUCCCGCGACCGCCACCGCCUGUCGCCGCGCUCGCGCUCCCAGGAGCGGCGGGAGAGGGAGAAGGAGCGAGAGCGCCGGCAGAAGGGGCUGCCCCUGCUCAAGGCCGACACGCUGAGCGUGUGCAGCACCACUCUGUGGGUGGGCCAGCUGGACAAGAGGACCCAGCAGCAGGACGUGGCCUGUCUCCUGGAGGAGUUCGGACAGAUCGACUCCAUCAACAUGAUUCCACCGCGAGGCUGUGCCUACAUUGUGAUGGUGCACAGGCAGGAUGCCUUCCGGGCCCUGCAGAAGCUCAGCCGGGGCUCCUACAAGGUCAACCAGAAGACCAUCAAGAUCGCCUGGGCGCUGAACAAGGGCAUCAGGUCGGAGCACAAGCAGUACUGGGACGUGGAGCUGGGGGUCACCUACAUCCCCUGGGCCAAGAUCAAGCAGGACCAGCUGGAUGGACUCCGCGAGGGGGGCAUGCUGGACGUAGACACCCUUUCCCCCGAGUGGAGGGGGGUUCAGAACAACCUUGAGGAACCAGAAGAGUCGGCCCAGAACGGGCGUUUUGAGCCAAUGCAGACCGAGGAGGUCCCUCUGGGGCCGGGGGCCACGCCCGCGCAGGUCCCCCAGGGGCCACCCAUGGUGGGUGUGGGGUCCCUCGCGCCCCCUGCCUUCCCGGGCCCCAUGGGUAUCCCUCCCCCAUCCUUCCCCCCUGGUGGACCCCCACCCCCACCGUUUAUGAGACCUGGAUUUAACCCCAUGCAGAUGCCACCAGGGUUCCCACCUCCAGGAGCCAUGCCUCUGGGCCCCCCUCCACCAUCCGCUGGCAUGGUGGACGACCCAUCUCUAGACCCGACAGGCAUGGGCCCCCGGAACAACAGCGAGGGCCCAGAGGGGCCUCACCACUACGGCCACCAGGGGCCCCUGCCCCUGCAGAUUAGCCCCAUGGGUAACCAGGUGGGUGGUCCCCCAGGAGGUCCCUCAGUCCACCCCCCCUCGGGUGGUCUUCUGGGGGCCCGGCCUGGCAUGAUGCCCCUACAGCGUCCUCCGGUCCUCCCGCCUCCGCACAUGCAGCGCUUCCCUCCCCCGCACGCCCCGCGGCCCCCCCACCCCAACAUGCCCCCCAUGCCGCCCCACAUGGGCCCCAGGGGGCCCCAUCCCCAGAUGAUGCACCAGGAGCCGCCUCUGCCUCCGGGGGCCUUUGGGAUGCCCCCUCUCCACAACAUGAGGGGCCCGUUUCCCCCGCAUGGCCCUCCCCCCGGCCCCCCUCCCUUCCUGAGACCGGGGGCUCCCCGGGGCCCCGAGGUGCCGGAGGAGAUGGAGGGGAGGCCCUUCAGGAGCGACAGGCCUGGGUUCAGGGACCAAGACCCUGACUGGGAGAGGGAGAGGGAUAGAGGCUUCGGGGGAGGGAGACGGCCGUUUGGCGACGGAGGAGGUGGGGAAAGGAUAGACUGCAGGGAACGGUUUGGAGGCUGGCCGGAGGAGGGAGGAGAGCAGAGAGGAGGAUGGGAGCGAGACAGGGAGCGAGGGAGGGGGGACUGGCGAGAGGGGGAGGGGGGGGACCGGGGCAGGAGCGAGGGAGGCGAUCGGGAGCGGGGGAGAGGGGACGGGGGCGACCGGGAGCGAAGCAGGGGGGAGGGAGGAGAGCGGGAGCGUAGCCGGGGCGAGGGAGGAGAGCGGGUGCGUAGCCGGGGCGAGGUAGGAGAGCGGGAGCGAAGCCGGGGCGAGGUAGGAGAGCGGGAGCGAAGCCGGGGCGGAGAGGGAGGGGAGCGAGGGAGGGGAGGCGAGGGGGGGGAUAGGGAGCGGGCGAGAGGGCCCGACGGGGAGAAGCUGAGGCGGAGAGAGAGGGGCACGCGGUGGGACAGGGACGACCGGCGGGGCGACAAGGGAGCGGAAUCGGAAAACCCGGAGCUCCUCCAGAACUCUAACAGCGCUGAGCAGCCAGCCUCCGCCGCUCCCCCGGUGCCUCCGACCCUUCCCAAGGAUCCCAGCCCCGAACCCCGGAAAGACUCGCCCGAAGAGCCUGUCCAACAGGAGGCCGAGUCAGAACCCUUAGCCCCGCCCCCCGAAGAAACUGCUGAACCCCCAAUAAGGACUGAGACUUCAGACACAGAGCCCACACAGGAGCCAGACGCAUAGGCUACCCCCACCCCCCUUCCACAACACAGACUGAACUUUAUCCACAAACCCUCUCUCCACCAUCAGGCCUGGAUGGAUAAGGUCUGAUACAUGCCGUUGGUUUAAAAAAAAACAACUAAACUACGAAAAGAAAAAAAAAGAACACAAACUACUGCUAUCCACGUCC
Messenger RNA from Osmerus eperlanus (European smelt), 3818 nucleotides. RefSeq names its product SR-related CTD-associated factor 4a (gene scaf4a). Gene Ontology annotation, biological process: negative regulation of termination of RNA polymerase II transcription, poly(A)-coupled. The transcript is spliced from 21 exons. Gene Ontology annotation, cellular component: nucleus. NCBI's taxonomy places the organism in Eukaryota, Metazoa, Chordata, Actinopteri, Osmeriformes, Osmeridae. Gene Ontology annotation, molecular function: RNA polymerase II C-terminal domain phosphoserine binding; RNA binding. The record is from RefSeq and is a predicted model, not a curated record. Bases 206 to 3652 code for a protein of 1148 amino acids.